AUGGAAAGUCAGUUGGGAAAUGUGGAAAUCUAUCCACCAUCACCUCCACCGCCGCCAAACCGAAACGACGACGACGACACCAAAAGAGGGAUGUUGUUCGACGUUCCCUGGAUCAUAAUUCUUAUCCAAUUCAUUGUCAUCCUUGCACUAGUUCUUGGUCUCUUUGCAUUCUUCCUCACCAGAUCAGAAUCUUCUACUCCAUCUGUGUAUUCCACAAGGACUUAUCAAAAUUUCGAACUUCAAACUUUAUCUCCCAGCAGUUCACCAUUGACAUUCAGAAGGCGUUACAAAUCCUCCACAGAGACUCCUUCAACAAUCAACUUUGAUUUCUCGGAGGAUCUGGAACCAACGCUAUCUCCAGUUGUUCUCCCAAUGGAAGUCAUGACCCCUGCUUCGACAACAAGCAACACAAUUUUGGAAAAUGUCAAUAGUGUAGAAGUAUUUGAAAAUGACGAAAAUCUUCGGGCCGCGGUGUUCACAUCUUCUAAAAUUUGUUCAGAAAUCGGAAAGUCAAUUUUAGUAAGAGGAGGGAAUGCAGUUGAUGCUGCAAUUGCAGCCAGUUUCUGUUUGAUGGGUGGUCUUCCCAAUAAAGCAAGUUUGGGAGGUGGGAUGAUGAUGACAGUGAAAAGGAAGAAUGGGAAUGUGACAACGGUCAUUGCAAGAGAAAGUGCUCCAAUGAAUAUCAACCUAGAAGAGCUCAAAAAGAACCCAGAACUCAGCCACGUUGGUCCAAAAGCUUCAGGAACCCCGGGUGUCCUCAAUGGCCUGUAUCGUGCAUUCCAAAAGUUUUCAUCCAAUCGAAUCCAAUGGAAACACUUGGUCACCCCCACUAUUCAACAAUGCAAUAAAGGAUUCGAUAUCAAUGAGGACUUCAAAAACAGAUCCAAUGCACCUGCUCUAGCCUCCUUUUUCAAAGCAAAUAUGCGGAAUAACAAGCUAUUCUGCAAUGGAUUAUCUUCUAUACUGACUGAAAUCUCGGACUACGAAAAUCCAUUAGAUUCGUUUUAUAAAGGAGAAAUGGCACAGAAACUUGUAAAAGAAAUUGGAGGUUAUUUGGCGGAUUCUGAUUUGGAAGAUUAUGAAAGUGAUAUGGCUUCUGCUCUAUGCACGGAUAUAGAUGCUGACACCAAAGUUUGUGGACCAGGACCACCGUCUUCGUUUGCGGUACUAGCGAAUACUUAUUUAACGACAAAGAACAUGUCCAACUUGUCCAAAGUAAACGAGUUCGUGAAGUCUAGUCAAGGAUUAACCCAUAAAAUCGGUGACCCGAUGUUUGUAAAAAGCAGUAAGAAAUAUGCAGAAGAGUUGUCGAAAACUUCAAAACGAACAAGUGUGGAGACAAAAGAGAUUCAUGUAAAUUUCAAGGAGAAUGGGUCCACGGAAGUUUUCGUGAUCGAUGAGAAUAAUAUGACUGUCAGUGUGACAUUGUCGCUGGGAGAUGAAUAUUUUGAUAUGAAAAAUGAUAAUGUUCCGUUAUCAAUACAACCUGGGAAGGUACCAACGACAAUGAUUUCUCCCAUUAUUGUGGUGAAAAAUAAUUCGUGA
Messenger RNA from Caenorhabditis briggsae, 1545 nucleotides. The transcript has 7 exons. Gene Ontology annotation, molecular function: glutathione gamma-glutamate hydrolase. Lineage: Eukaryota; Metazoa; Nematoda; Chromadorea; Rhabditida; Rhabditidae. The record is from RefSeq and is a predicted model, not a curated record. Gene Ontology annotation, biological process: glutathione catabolic process. Bases 1 to 1545 code for a protein of 514 amino acids. Gene Ontology annotation, cellular component: plasma membrane.